Messenger RNA from Cyclospora cayetanensis, 525 nucleotides. RefSeq lists its product as uncharacterized. Lineage: Eukaryota; Apicomplexa; Conoidasida; Eucoccidiorida; Eimeriidae. Gene Ontology annotation, cellular component: late endosome membrane; SNARE complex; endoplasmic reticulum membrane. Gene Ontology annotation, molecular function: SNAP receptor activity; SNARE binding. The transcript has 4 exons. Gene Ontology annotation, biological process: vesicle-mediated transport; vesicle fusion; intracellular protein transport. The coding region runs from base 1 to 525 and encodes 174 amino acids. The record is from RefSeq and is a predicted model, not a curated record.
AUGUUAAAUGAUUAUUUGGCGGAGUUCCGCAGCCUACGGGCUGAACUGGAACGCAUGCUUCAGAAAAUAGGAUCUGGAGAGGAAAUUCCAGCAGCUGUGGACGCGAAGCUGCGAGAAAUCAAAGACUGCCUGGGAGCACUUGAAAUGGAGUUGCGGUCCAUGUCACCAGCCCAGCGAAGCGGCUAUUUGAGUCAGCUGCAGAGCUGCCGUGAUGAUUUCGCAUCGCUUCAACGCAGGUGCCUCAUGUCGACCUCUCGUGGCCGAGAGGCAUCGGAGCUUGCAGAUAGCAGAAGAUGUGAACAAACAAUAAAAAAGCUACAUAAUGCAAGCGUGCAGCUGGAUAGCACAAGGAAACUCGCUGAAGAAACUGAGGAAGUCGGUGCGAACAUCCUCUGCAAUUUGUACAUGCAAAGAGAGAGCAUCCAGCGAGCAAAUCGCCACGCAGAAGAAACAAACGCGAGCCUACGGGAAUCGAAAUCUCUGAUAACGAAGAUGGGAAAGUGGUGGAGCGGUUUAAUUGGCUAG